This is a messenger RNA of Menidia menidia (Atlantic silverside), 2127 nucleotides long. The record is from the annotation of a GenBank genome assembly. NCBI's taxonomy places the organism in Eukaryota, Metazoa, Chordata, Actinopteri, Atheriniformes, Atherinopsidae.
AUGGGAAGAAAGAAAAUUCAGAUUUCUCGUAUUCUCGACCAGAGGAACCGACAGGUGACCUUCACCAAACGCAAGUUCGGCCUGAUGAAGAAGGCCUACGAGCUGAGCGUGCUCUGUGACUGUGAGAUUGCCCUCAUCAUCUUCAACAGCACCAACCGCCUGUUCCAGUACGCCAGCACCGACAUGGACAAAGUCCUGCUCAAGUACACCGAGUACAGCGAGCCGCACGAGAGCCGCACCAACACAGACAUCCUGGAGACCUUGCGCAGGAAAGGCCUCGGCCUGGACGGCUCGGAGCUGGAGAGCGAGGAGAGCGCGCAGGCGUCCGCCGACAAAUGCCUCCUGGGCGAGGGAAUGGACCUCUCUGUGGCCCGCCAGCGUUUCUACGGUCCUUCGCUGCUCUCGCAGGACGCGCAGUUCCUGGUGUCUGCGGGUUGUGAGAACGGUUUCCCCAACUCCUCAGCAUCCAGCAUGGCCUCCCACAGACCCCCCGGAUUUAAACCUCUGAGCUCAAGGCCGGGCUCAGCCAGCCCCGCUGGGCCACAUGCACACCCUGCAUUCAUGUCGCCGCAUGCAGGUAUCGGCUACUCUGUGUUCUCCCACGGCAAUCUGAACCGAGCUCUGGACAUGAAAACCCCCCCUCCUCUGAGCCUGGGCACUGAGAACCAUCGGGCAGAGGCUGUUAAUCAGGCCAUGGGGGGCGCGCGAGCAAACCACAACGCUGCCCGGGGCCUCUUGUACCAGGGCCUGCACAGCAGCAGCUCCAUGGUGGCCAUGGGCAAGGCAGGGUUCCUGAGUCACAGUCUGGGAGGCUAUGGCCUUCCCUCCCCAGGAGCCUCUGAGUACAGCCAGCCGGGGUUUUAUCACUCCGUGAGUUUACAGCGAGGGACGGCAAACCCCUGGCAACCAACACACCCACACCAGGAGCCCCAUGGAGCCCAUAUCAACUCAGGGAUGUCCAGUGGGGGGUGCUCUUUCCCCUCUCAGUCUUGCUCCUCAAACUCUCCCCACCUGCCCUCCCUCAACCUCAGCAUCAAAUCGGAGCGGAGCUCUCCGGAGCACAUGCCCUCCCCCUCCUCCCCUCCCCUCCACCACCUCAGCAGGAAUUCUCCAAUGAGCAACCCGGAUUCGGCCCACCGCACCCCGCCGGGGGGCCAGUCGUCCGGCGGGGCCAAGGAGUUCCUCAAGGCCAGCUACCCGCCGGACGAGGAGGCAGGGGGGCAGCCGCUCAGGCCGCUGGAGAUGACCGACGGCUGGCAGAGAUAGCCGGACGUCCGCCAGCUUCUACCGGUCAGCGGCGACCCCCAAAGCCCCCCCCCCCCCAUCCCAGAGCCAGACGCCCCUCUCUGUCCCCUCACAGAGCCGGUCAGUCAGAGAAGUCUCCUCUGCUUCACUGGUUUUCGCCCGUGAGGAGGCCCGAUGAGGAGACUGAUGAAUACAGACCUUCCCUUUGUUUAGUUUUUUGUUAGAUUUAGUUUUUACUGUGUGUUGAAGCGAAAUACAAUCUAAAAAAAAAAGAAAGAAGUUUGUUUUGUUCUGUGACUUUGUUGGAGUUAUCUACGGCAGGGCAGAGGGACCAACUCAGUUUGUGUAAAAAAAAAACAUCUGCAAGCUUUAAGAGGUAUGAAUAUAUAAAAGCAUACGAUGCUGUAAUAAGCCAUAUAGUAGUCAGCUGUCCCUGUUGGUUUAGUCAAAUUUAUCUGGUCAGUGAAAACGAGACAAUUCUCAUCAUUUUUCAGGUCUGUUUUAUGAAAAACUUUCUUAAUCCCUGUAAUUUUCUCCUUCUUUGUAUAAAAGUCUUAGCUGAAUUCUAACAAGAUCUUUCGGGGUAUUAAAUCCACUGUCUUUAUUGUAUCUGGAGAGAAGAUCCACAUUGAAAUGAACAUAUGGAGUCAUCAAUAAGAAAAAUGCAUUUGGAAGUAUAUUUACUUUCUAAAUUGUUCGGAUUUUUCCAGGAUGUUUGCUGGACUUGUUUAACGUAUUAAGUUAAUUCUGGUGGGAGAUGUGUCAUAAAAUCCUUUUGAGGGCAAAAAUGAAGGCUCAUACACAGAAUGUCUGUAUAAGAAACAGUGUGCCAUAAUGCAAACCAACAGUUCAGAGACAAUUUCAAAUAUUUUUUAUUUGGUA